GUCCUACUGUGCUUUCUCUGGACUCAACUUGCAAGUUACCGUUGCUGUCCUUCGUUCAUUGUUCUGGCUCUUGAAUAGCUACAAGGGUCCGCCAGCCUCACCGCCCACAGAAGAUCUGGCAAGCCUUAUCGGAAGCGAGCUGAUUGGUGAAUCAUUCAAAUCACAGCUCUCCAGAAAAUUUCCACCCCGCGAUAUAUCUUCACACCAUCAAAGAGAGCUUUGUCUGGUCUUCAAUCGCAAGCAAAGGCCUUUGUACGACUCAAUUGGACCUUCCCGGCCUUGUAGGACUUCUUUCGCGUGUGCUCGAUCCUUCCCCUGUCCUGCUGUCCCCUUGCCACCUGAAGGAGCUCCGAAGCUCUCGCCUGCGUGCUGUGGCCACUUGAUAUGGCUCUCUGCGGGCGUCUCGCACGUCGCGCACCAGCUUUCACGCGACAAUGUCGUUUGUCAACUCCCUCGGUCUCAGCUAGGACCUUUACUUCUCGAACUUCGACACGCUUUCUACCUGUUCGAACCAACCAUGAGUCACCUAUGCCCUACCGACAGCUACGAGCCUUCUCCAAGCUCUCGGCGACCUGGGACCAGAGCCAAACCGCGCCUAAUGCUCAGGCAUACAUCAAUAGCGGUGUAAUUGCUGGAGCUCAGAAUUUGGUAGAUGUGAAGAAGGUCUUGGUCAUUGGCUCUGGUGGUCUGAGCAUUGGUCAGGCUGGAGAGUUCGACUACUCUGGGUCGCAAGCUCUGAAAGCUCUGAAGGAGGCUGGUGUUCGUUCAGUUCUCAUCAAUCCAAAUAUCGCAACCAUUCAGACGUCGCACGUGCUCGCCGACGAAAUCUACUACCUCCCUGUUACUCCUGAAUACGUCGAAUAUGUGAUCCAGAAAGAGAAGCCCGAUGGCAUCUUCCUCAGUUUCGGUGGUCAAACUGCGUUGAACUUGGGCGUGAACAUGAACAAGAAGGGCAUCUUUGAGAAGUAUGGCGUCAAGGUUCUUGGAACGAGCAUUAAAACUUUAGAGACCAGCGAGGAUCGUGAUCUGUUCGCACGAGCGCUCGACGAGAUCGACAUUCCAAUCGCCAAGUCUAUUGCGGUUUCCUCUAUCGAUGAAGCUCUGGAUGCCGCCGAGAAAGUUGGAUAUCCUAUUAUCGUCCGUGCUGCGUACGCCUUGGGUGGGUUAGGAUCGGGUUUCGCAAACAAUGCGGAAGAGCUCAGGAAUCUCUCUGCCAGAUCUCUCACCCUGUCCCCACAGAUCCUUGUCGAGAAGUCGCUGAAAGGCUGGAAGGAGGCAGAGUACGAGGUUGUGCGCGAUGCAAGCGACAAUUGUAUCACGGUUUGCAACAUGGAGAACUUUGAUCCCCUCGGAGUACAUACCGGCGAUAGUAUUGUGGUAUCUCCAAGUCAAACAUUUAGCGAUGAGGAAUACCACAUGCUCCGUUCUGCCUCCAUCAAGAUUGUUCGCCACUUGGGUGUUGUCGGAGAGUGCAACGUUCAAUACGCGCUUCAACCCGAUGGAUUAGAUUACAGGGUCAUUGAAGUCAAUGCUCGUUUGUCUCGGUCCUCUGCUUUGGCCUCGAAAGCCACCGGAUACCCACUGGCAUACACUGCCGCAAAGAUCGGCCUCGGACACACCUUACCGGAACUGCCAAAUGCUGUCACCAAGACUACAACUGCCAAUUUCGAGCCAAGCUUAGACUACAUUGUCACCAAAAUGCCUCGAUGGGAUCUGGCCAAAUUCCAGAAUGUCAAGAGAGACAUUGGCAGCUCUAUGAAGUCUGUCGGCGAGGUUAUGGCCAUUGGACGCACCUUCGAAGAAUCUUUCCAGAAGGCUUGCCGACAAGUUGACCCUAAGUUCUUAGGUUUCCAAGGAGCUGAAUUCGAAGACCUUGACGAGGUUCUCCAAAAUCCUACGGAUCGCCGGUGGCUCGCUGUUGGCCAAGCUAUGUUCCACGAGGGCUACUCAGUUGAUAAAGUACAUCAUCUGACUAAAAUCGACAAGUGGUUUCUAUACAAGCUUCAAAACAUUGUUGACUGCACACACGAGCUUCAGGAUAUUGGCAGCCUCUUUGGCCUCAAGAAAGAAAUGAUAUUGAAGGCAAAGAAGCUAGGUUUCUCUGAUAAGCAGAUUGCGAAAGCGGUCAACAGCACCGAAGACGAAGUCCGGGCACGCAGAAAGGGCUUCGGAAUCAGGCCGUGGGUCAAAAAGAUUGAUACUCUUGCGGCAGAGUUCCCCGCUGACACCAACUACCUGUACACGACUUAUAACGCCUCCUCCCACGAUGUCACCUUCGAUGACCAUGGUACUAUUGUUCUUGGAAGUGGCGUAUACCGCAUCGGAAGCUCUGUGGAGUUUGAUUGGUGUGCUGUCAAUGCUACGCUGUCUCUUGGUAAGCUUGGAAAGAAGACUGUCAUGAUCAACUACAAUCCAGAAACAUACUCCACCGAUUUCGACGUCGCCGAUAAGCUUUACUUUGAGGAGUUGAGCUAUGAGCGAGUCAUGGAUAUAUACGAAUUGGAAUCAGCUAGCGGAGUUGUGGUGUCAGUCGGAGGCCAACUUCCUCAGAACAUUGCCCUCAAACUACAAGAAUCUGGCAAGGCCAAGGUGCUCGGAACCGAUCCCCAUGACAUCGACAAGGCAGAGGAUCGCCACAAGUUUUCUCAGAUUCUUGACUCCAUCGGCGUCGAUCAGCCUGCCUGGAAGGAACUUACCUCCUUUGAGGAUGCGCAGAAGUUUGCAAAAUCUGUUGGAUAUCCUGUCCUUGUUCGGCCUUCGUACGUUCUCUCCGGCGCUGCCAUGACCGUUAUUCGAAGCGAAGACGAACUCAAGGAGAAGCUUCUUGCCGCGGCGGACGUUUCCCCCGACCAUCCGGUAGUCAUCACCCAAUACAUUGACGGAGCACAGGAGAUCGACUGCGAUGCGGUCGCUGAAAACGGUAACCUUCUAGUCCACGCUAUUAGCGAGCAUGUCGAAAAUGCUGGCGUACACUCUGGGGAUGCCACGCUCGUCCUGCCACCAGUGAACCUCAACGACAGCAUCAAGGAGAGAGUCAAGGAGAUCGCCCAGAAGGUCGCAAAGGCCUGGAGCAUCACCGGUCCCUUCAACAUGCAGAUCAUCAAAGAGAAGCAUCCCGAAGGCGGCGAGCCACUGUUGAAGGUCAUUGAAUGCAACCUUCGCGCGUCCCGCUCGUUCCCCUUCGUCAGCAAAGUUCUCGGUACAAACUUCAUCGACGUUGCGACCAAGGCUCUCGUCGGUCGCGAAGUCCCUGAGCCAGUGGAUCUGAUGGCAGUCGAGAGGAACUACCUGGCAACUAAAGUCCCACAAUUUUCAUGGACCAGGUUAGCAGGCGCCGACCCAUACCUUGGUGUCGAAAUGGCAUCUACGGGCGAAAUGGCUUGCUUUGGGAAAGAUCUCGUCGAAGCCUACUGGGCCUCGAUGCAAUCGACGAUGAACUUCCGCCUUCCACAACCGGGCGAAGGCCUCCUCUUCGGCGGUGACACAUCAUCAGACGCACUCGUUCAAAUAGCUAACUAUGUGCAUCCUCUCGGCUACAAGUUCUUCGCUGCCAACAAGGCCGUCAAACAACUUCUAGAAUCCAAAGCCGAGGGCGUCAGUGUUGAAGUCAUCGAGUUCCCCAAGGAAGACAAGCGCGCUCUCCGCGAAGUGUUCCAGAAAUACGACAUCCGCGGUGUGUUCAAUUUGGCUAAGUUCAGGGCUGCUAGCUUGAUCGAUGAGGAUUACGUUAUGAGGAGGAAUGCCGUCGACUUUGGUGUUCCACUCUUUAUGGAGCCAAAGACUGCGGUGCUCUUCGCACAAUGCAUGAGCGAGAAACUGCCGAGGAAGGAUGGUAUCCCGAGUGAAGUCAGGCCGUGGAGUGACUUCAUUGGUGGCCGGCCGUUGUAGACCGCCGAUCUUUCUCUCCGACACGAGGGAACCUAAAUCUACGAUGCCAUAGAUGCGGUAGAACAACAACGAAGAGCAGAAAGGUUGCAUGGCAGAGAUAAACGAAGAGGUAGACCGAGUCGGAUGUCUAGUCCAGAUCCAGGUUCUUGUACAUAUGGUAGUUUGUUUCUGACGAUCGGAUCAGAUCCAGAUCAGCGCCGAUUUAGUGCUUUCCUUGCUUUUCUUGGUGGUGUUUAGGGGCGGGGAACUAAAAGUUUUUGAGGGUGCGUGUGGGACUUGUAUGCACAUAUGUAUGUACUAAGUGGCU
Molecule: messenger RNA, 4195 nt
Organism: Lindgomyces ingoldianus
Lineage: Eukaryota; Fungi; Ascomycota; Dothideomycetes; Pleosporales; Lindgomycetaceae
Product: carbamoyl-phosphate synthase
Exons: 3
Coding region: 385-3888 (1167 amino acids)
Biological process (GO): UTP biosynthetic process; L-citrulline biosynthetic process; 'de novo' pyrimidine nucleobase biosynthetic process
Cellular component (GO): cytosol; cytoplasm
Molecular function (GO): dihydroorotase activity; metal ion binding; ATP binding
Source: RefSeq, a predicted model, not a curated record